Megalobrama amblycephala (Wuchang bream) is the source of this 3990-nucleotide messenger RNA. RefSeq names its product inter-alpha-trypsin inhibitor heavy chain family member 6 (gene itih6). Lineage: Eukaryota; Metazoa; Chordata; Actinopteri; Cypriniformes; Xenocyprididae. Gene Ontology annotation, molecular function: serine-type endopeptidase inhibitor activity. The record is from RefSeq and is a predicted model, not a curated record. Gene Ontology annotation, biological process: hyaluronan metabolic process. The transcript has 18 exons. Bases 23 to 3547 code for a protein of 1174 amino acids.
CUUUCCCACACAAACUGAAAGCAUGGGUGUUAAACUGGAUUUGACUAUCCACGAAGUUGUUUUCAUCCUACUGACUGUUGUUUCUUUUGGAUGUGGGCACGCGGACGCGCACUCAGCCCCACUCCAGAGACCGAGACGUCAGACCUCAGCAGCAAAACCAGCACUCAAGGUGACAGAUUACCAUGUGCGAUGUUCUGUAGUGUCUCGCUACGCUGUAACCACAGUGGAGAGCACCGUGUGGAACCAGCUUCACAUCACUAAGGAGGCGGCUUUUGAGGUGGAUUUGUCCUCAUCUGCAUUCAUCUCCAACUUUACCAUCACCUCAAAUGGUAAGGUGUAUGUGGCUCAGGUGAAGAGGAGAACUGAUGCCAGGAAGAUCUAUGAUACCGCUAAGAAGCAAGGGAAAACAGCAGGACUUGUUGCCACAAAGGAACGUGAGAUAGAGAAGUUCCGUGUAGCAGUCAACGUGCCUCCUGGGACUCGCGUGUCCUUCUCGCUGUCUUAUGAGGAGCUGUUAUCGCGACGGCUCGGCCGAUAUGAGCUCUCUCUGGGUCUACGACCUGGUCAACCUGUGCAGAACAUCUCCUUGGACGUCAGCAUAUCAGAAAGGACUGGCAUCAGCUUCAUCAGAGCUCUGCCACUUCGAACUAGCCGAUUGCUCACAAACAGUGUUCAAGCGGAUGCAGAACCUCCUCCUUCAACUAAGGUCGAGCAGAAUCCUCACUGCGCACAUGUGCGCUACACUCCCACCAUACAGCAACAGAGGAACAUAUCUCCCAGAGGUCUCAACGCAGACUUCGUCAUUCAUUAUGACGUGGAGCUCAAAGACCCCAUGGGGGACAUCCAGGUGGAUGAUGGCUACUUUGUUCACUACUUUGCACCUCGAGGACUUCCUGUAGUUCCUAAAGAUGUCAUCUUUGUCAUUGACAUCAGCGGCUCAAUGAUUGGCACAAAAAUUAAGCAGACUAAGGCAGCCAUGACCACCAUACUGAGUGACCUGCGUGAAGGAGAUUACUUCAAUCUCAUCACUUUCUCAGAUAAGGUGUACACCUGGAAGAAAGGACGCACUGUGCGGGCCACAAGGCAGAAUGUGCGGGAUGCCAAGGAAUUUGUCAGGAAGAUAAUCGCAGAGGGCUGGACAAACAUCAAUGCAGCUCUACUGUCUGCGGCCCAACUGCUAAACCCAUCCUCACACUCUGGUCAAGCGCCUUCCUCUCACCGUGUCCCCAUGAUCAUCUUUCUGACUGAUGGAGAAGCCACUAUUGGGGAGACAGAACCAGAUGUGAUUCUGCAUAAUGCACAAAAUGCUUUGGGUUCAUCUUCGUUAUUUGGCCUGGCCUUUGGAGAUGAUGCUGAUUUUCCAAUGUUGAGAAGGCUGGCAUUGGAGAAUCGGGGUGUGGCUCGGAUGGUAUAUGAGGACGAUGAUGCAGCUGUCCAGUUGAAAGGUUUCUAUGAUGAAGUCGCCAGUCCUCUGCUUUCAGAUAUCCAGCUGUCCUAUCUAGAUGAUCAGGCGUACGAUAUCACUCGCUCUUUGUUCCCCAACUACUUCCAGGGCUCUGAAUUGGUAGUCACGGGACGACUUAAACCAGGUGUGCGGGAUCUGAAGGUUACACUGACUGCAAAUGAUUCCAUACAGAAAGUGAAAGUGGAGAAUGAGUUACCACUGGCCAAAGCAGUCGUAAAUGGCACAGAACCAUCUCUGGGCUGUUCAAAGGCACUGGAUGGCAUUCCUAGCUUUGUCCAUCGGCUCUGGGCUUAUUUCACUAUCAAAGAGUUGCUGCUGGCUAAAAUGAACACCUCGGAUUUGAUCACACAGCGCCUUCUUGUAGAUAAAGCCACCAAUCUUUCACUAAAAUACAAUUUUGUAACACCAGUCACUUCGUUGGUUGUGAUCAAACCGGAUAUUGAUGAACCAGAACCUACUGUUGUGGCUACUACCAGCAAGACUUCAACUAGUACAUUUGCAGGUUCUACAAAUGUGACAAACCAGACCUCUCACACUGCACCUAAAAUACCCUCCACAUCUGUAACGGGAACCAAAAAAUCCAGCCUUUUCUCACUUCCAAAAACAAGCAAACCUCCUGUCACCAAAUCUGUACAAGCACAUCCACCACCCUCAGGGCUUCACACCACAGGUCGACCGCCUAACACCUCUGUCUCCCUUGACAAAACAAUCCCUUCUCCAUCACCCAAGAAGACCACUACAGUACCACUUAAGACCACCACUACCCCACUUUCCAGCAAGUUAUCCUCCUCUCCUCCUAGCAUCAUCAAAACCACACAAGCCUUGGCUAAGAUUUCAAACAGACCUCCCAGUAUGACGAAAACCACUUCUUCCUCUCCGCCAGUCAAAAGCACAACACUUGCCACCUUAGUCAAAACUGCACCAUCUGUGGUAAAAGACUCUUCCACAGACAUUGAGAACUCCUCUACCUCAGGACCCACAACACUUCAGCAGGGCCAACAGACAUUGACCUCCACAGCAUCUACUUCAGAUGCUAAUUCAGACAUUCAUGUUGAACUGGAAGUGGCCACACUGAUGGCUCCUACUUUUCUGCCUAUGCCAGGAAUGACAGAUGCACCAAAAUUUUGGGAAGCCUCUCGUUUUCUGGAUGUGUCUUCUUCCAUCCAGAUUCAGAGGAAAGAUAUUGAACUUGUUAAAGAUUAUGAUACAGCACAUGACUCCGACUAUGACUACAACAUCCAUUAUGAGUCAUAUUCAGAUACUGAGGUAGAUGACCCAGAAAACCCCCCCAGUUUAAGUUCAGUUAGAGUGUUCUCCUCAUCAGUGGAUGGAGACCCACAUUUUGUUGUUCAGCUCCCGAAGCUACAUCAGAAUUUGUGUUUUACCAUUGAUGGCAGGGCUGAUGAUGUACUACGGCUUCUUGAGGACCCAGACAAAGGAUUUAUUGUGGAUGGGCAUUUAAUAAUGGCUCCUUUUAAGGAGGGGAUGGAGAAUCGUACUCGUACCUUCUUUGACAGGAUUUCUAUCACUGCUGCCAAAGAUGCUGUUAUGGUCACAUUAACACUGGACUCAGUGGUAGUAAAGGUGGAAGGGAAGGAAGUCGAGACGCUGCCCACCAAUCAGAGAGGAUCUGUGGAGCGACACAGACUAAGAAUCACGGUCGAAGAGCACCAUGGCUGUUGGAUUGAGCUCGGCGUUGGUGUGCAGUUCUUCAUUCUCUUCCAUCGUUACAGCCAUCCCAAAUACUUUCAAAUGGAGCACCUGGGCUUCUAUAUUGCCGAUGGAAAGGGGCUCUCUCACCUCACUCAAGGGCUGUUGGGCCAAUUUCAACAUACCCAUUUAGAGGUCAUAAGGGUAAUGGAUCAAGCAGGUUUCCAUCAUGCACAAACAAAUAAGAACACUUCGUUGGCCAUGGGCUUCAUAAAGAAAGGAGAUGAGCGUUUUCCUGUCACUCUACAAGACAAGAAUCUGAAGGACUCAUCCAUGAAGCGACACUCAGCUCAAUGUUGGGUAGUGCCAAAGGUGGAUGUAGAAAGACUUCUGGGCCAGUCCUACGAGAGUUAUGUCGUGGAUCACCAAUAGAUAACCCUCUUACCAUAUUUCUACACCUACAGAAUUACAAAAGGUAUAGAAAAGACACUGGAACUUGAAUCUUGUGCUAUUUGACAGUGCAAAAACAUCUGAUUGGGGAUAAAACAGAGACUAAGAAUACACACAACUGUGAUGAAUUUAAAUAUGUUUUCGAAGCAUUGAUUGGUCCAAAUAUUUGUAUUUGAACAUAAUGGUACGCUACCUUUCAAAAGUUUCAAAAUAAAUCCUGUUCUUUUGAACUUUCUAUUAAUCAAACAAUCCUGAAAAAAAAAAGUAUUUAGUAGCACAACUGACACUGCAUUUGACACUGCAUUGACUGAUUUCUGAAGGAUCAUGUGACACUGAAAACUGGAGUAAUGAUGCUGAAAAUUCAGCUUUGCCAUCACAGGAAUAAAUUACAUUUUAAAAUAUAUUUAAAUAGCAAACAGUUCUUU